Molecule: messenger RNA, 405 nt
Organism: Trichomonas vaginalis G3
Lineage: Eukaryota; Parabasalia; Trichomonadida; Trichomonadidae
Product: Chibby family
Exons: 1
Coding region: 1-405 (134 amino acids)
Source: RefSeq, a predicted model, not a curated record
AUGAAUCCUCAACAGUAUUUAUCUCCUAUUGGAAAAUGGGAGCACCAAAAUAAAGUUAGUAAGUUUUUCCAUCCUACAAAACAGAAUUUUGGAAUCAACAGAAGAGCUGAUGCAAAUACUCCAAUUGAAAUCAAUUUUGGGCCUGUUCACUUAAGAUGGCAGGAUGGCUCUUGGACAAACUUGAAUCUUCCUGAGCAACCAGCUAAUCCAAAUCCAACUCUUCAAGAGAUUUCAAAACUUCAACGCGAAAACGCUCAAUUACAAGUUGAAUGCGAAAUUUUAUUACACAUGCUUACGGUUUCGGAAAUGAAGAAGGUUAAAUUCCAAAAUCGCUUAACCUCAUUGAAAAAUCAAAUUGCUUCAAUCUUAGAGCAAAUUGAGAAGGAAGAAGAGAAUAUGGAAUAA